CUUUUAUGAUAAAAAAAUAAAAAUUACAGGCAACAACUCGGAGCUGAGACUAUCUCCGACCGACCGGCGACUGCCGCUCUUCUGCCACUCAUACUUGCCGCCGUUGAAGAGACCUCAGAACCAAAAUCUCCAAAAACUGCACUGAAUUAGCUUCACUCAGAAUACCAUGGAUUCGCAAAGCCAGAAUACUUCAUUGCAGCGGCUGCAAAAUGUUGAGAAGAGGAUAGUCAGAGUUCUGGAGCUAGCAGGAGGUGUAAUGGAUGAAAUGGCAAAUCCGAGCGGCCCCAGGAAGGAGCUUAUUAACAACCAUUGCAGUGAGUUCAUGCAACUAAUCAAGGACAUUCAAGUCACACUGCGAGAAGAAAUCAAAAGUGCAUGUGAAUAUCGUCCUUUUGAGAAGUGUGACUAUGUACCAAGAAUAUCAAACGAGAUCUGUUGCAAGAAACUCGAGUAUGUCAUUUCUCAGUUCGACAAUAUGAAACAAACAAUUGAGGGAUAUCAUGCUGCAGCAUUAGACCAUAUGGCCCUUGAUUAGUAGGUAAUAUACUCAGUGUUGCUUCUUGUUCAUGUGGAAACAUAAAUAUCUACGACAGCAACUACUACACCUCAACUCCAAGCAAGUUGUAGCCGGUUAAUCUGCCAAAGUUUAUUUAUUUAAAGCGUUUAAAUCAAUACCUCAGGAUGACCACUUUUGUGUGAAUAAGUUUGCCGCUGGAUCUCUACUAAUGAUAUGAAAUCUUGUCGCAGUUGAAAAUUUCUUCGAACAUGAUAUUACAUGUCUGUGAAAACUUAGGUUUUUCUUGGUUCUUCAGUAAGCGAUGA
This is a messenger RNA of Solanum stenotomum, 822 nucleotides long. Its product is annotated as mediator of RNA polymerase II transcription subunit 11. The transcript is spliced from 5 exons. The coding region runs from base 167 to 535 and encodes 122 amino acids. Gene Ontology annotation, cellular component: mediator complex. NCBI's taxonomy places the organism in Eukaryota, Viridiplantae, Streptophyta, Magnoliopsida, Solanales, Solanaceae. Gene Ontology annotation, molecular function: transcription coregulator activity. The record is from RefSeq and is a predicted model, not a curated record. Gene Ontology annotation, biological process: regulation of transcription by RNA polymerase II.